AGUCGAUUUCAAUACAGAUAAUUUAAAUGUUUGUUUAGAGACACACAAUGGAUGCGCCCAUUGGCAUUGAUUAGUAGAUUUCCUUUGAUUGACGGACUAAAUUAGCCAAACAUAUUUUUCUUCCCCCAGAAGCACCAUAGAUUGUGAGGACAUGGUUAAAUAACGAUGCAAUAGAUAUUUGAUGAUGUGACAUGCUCGCAAUGGAUGGCGGGCAUUCGACAAAGAAGCGUGGCUUCUGCUUCAUGCUCGUCCGCAGUCGUAUAGGACAGCUGAUUCUGGGACUGCUGGCCAUCUUUGUUCUCUCAACCUUCAUAUCGCACUACUACAUUUCAAACUUUGGGGCUGAUGGCGAACUAGGGUACAGGUCAAGGUCAACAAAAAAUCACCCAGAAGAUGCUGACCUUGACAGAGUUCAAUGUCACGAGUUGAAAGGUCAGAUAACGGAGCUUCGUAGAAUUCGUGGGUCUGUAAACAAUGAACUCCGGGAGCUAGAAAGCAAGCGGUUGAGUUUGCAGACGGAAAUCACAAAAGUCAAAACUCACCUGGAAGCGUUAAGGAUCGAACAAGAGAAUAUUGAGAAGAAUAUCAAGCAGUUGACGUUGAACCUGGAUCAGCUGAAAGUAGAAGUGGACGAAUUUUCUAAUGGUGACCAGCAGAUUUUGAAGGCGCCAUUACGAUUUAUACCGUCAUCAAUAAGAAUUAAGGCAAAAUCAGGGACUGAGAAUGACCAGUUUCACAUUUGUUUGAUGUUCACAUGUUUCGACUUCUCCAGGUGUUCACUGCUGUCACCAUUCCUUGUUUAUGUGUAUGGUUUGAAUAGCCAUUUUACUGACAGCAAUUUAAAUGACUUUAUUAAAUCUUCCGUUUAUCAGGCUUUUGAUGGAAAUGCUCAUAUCACUUCUUCCCCUGAGACAGCCUGUGUUUACGUUGCCAUUUUUGGCGAAAUAUUUUCUGAAGAGUCCCCAGAAACAAUUCAAAAUAAGAUCAACUCCCUUCGGUACUGGAAUGGGGAUGGUCUAAAUCACGUACUCAUUAAUCUAGCAAGGUCUAGAUCUAAUGUGGAUCUAUUCCAUGGUGUUAAAACAGGCAGGGCUAUAAUUGUGCAAUCUUCUUUUGUUGAAACCGGUUUUCGCAGACAGUUUGAUAUUGUUGUACCACCGUUGCUGGGUAAUUCUGAUGGAGAAGUGUGGGCAGAAUUGCCUCCCUUGAAUCCAAUAAGGAGGAAUUAUUUACUUUCAUUUUCUGGACAGUUUAAAGAUAAUGCAAAUAGUAUAGCAGCAGUUCAUAAUAAUGAUAUUAAAAAGGCAGGUCCACAGAAUUACCAGUCUCGUACCUUACAGGCUGCGUUACAUGUUCCAAUAUUAAACUCAAGUGUAAAACAUGUUCAAAAUGAACUUGAAGACUUAGAAUCAAGUAUAGUGCAGCAACUUAAACUUUUUGAAAGUGAAGGUACAGAAAAACUCAGUUUUAAUUUUAUGUGUGAGUCAGGGCAUGAAACGGUCGGCAUCAACGGAGAAUGGUUACUCUGUGGGAAUGAAAAUGAUAGAGCGAACAUUUUGAAACAGUCAACAUUCAGCCUAAUUAUUGCUCCAGCAAAUUAUACAAUUAUCUCGACGACAGUGUUUCAGGCGAGACUUUACGAAUCUCUCAAGUCUGGUGCUAUUCCAGUCAUACUCGGGGACUAUGCUGAACUGCCAUUCAGCGAAUUGCUGGAUUGGUCAAAGGCGGUCAUCAUUCUACCUAAGCAGAGAGUCACAGAGCUGUAUUACCUGCUAAGAACCCUGUCCAAUGUUGACAUGAUGGAGUUUAAGAGGAAUGGACGCAGGUUUUGGGAAACGUAUUUCGGGACCAGUAAGAGCGUCGUGACAACCAUGCUGGCUGUCGUGAGGACUCGACUCAACAUUCCCGCGCCACCGGUACGUGAGGAGCCAUCACCAACCGCCGUCAGUAACUUCAUUCCAGUGCCACAGAAUUUGGCCCCAGACCCAGACGAGGUGACAGACGAAGUUCUGGGCCCCGUGGAGCCUCCGUUCCCCUCCCAGACCUUCAAACAAAACUACACUGUCUGGACCCUGCGAGACCCCUUCAACAUGCCCGGGGACCCCUUCCAUCUAUUCCCCUUCCUGCCCUUCGAAAAGUUCCUGCCUUCAGAUUCCAAGUUCUUUGGUGCUGGGUCGGGGUAUCGACCAAUCAACAAAGGGGAGGGUGGAUCUGGCAAGGAGUUCUCGGAGUCCAUUGGUGGAAACCAUCCGAGGGAACAGUUCACAAUUGUAAUGUUGACAUACGAGCGUUCUGAUGUCCUGAUCAAGGCUGUGACGCGUCUGAAAGGUUUGCCACACCUCAACAAGGUGAUCGUUGUCUGGAACAACCCAACAGUGCCCUCCGAAAACCUCGGCUGGCCAGAAAUUGGGGUCCCAGUUGUGGUGGUCAAAAUGGCAAAGAACAGCCUUAACAACCGAUUCCUACCCUUCGAGGACAUACAGACAGAAGCAGUACUGAGUAUUGAUGAUGAUUCGCACCUCAGACACGAUGAGAUUGUCUUUGGAUUCAGGGUCUGGCGUGAGGAGAGGGAUCGUAUUGUGGGUUUUCCAGGCCGCUACCACGCCUGGGACCCCCGCCAUGGGGGCUGGCACUACAACUCCAACUACACCUGUGAGAUGUCAAUGGUCAUCACCGGUGCCGCGUUCUUUCACAAGUACUACUCCUACCUGUACAGUUACACAAUGGCGGCGGCAAUACGGGAGAAAGUGGAUGAGUAUAUGAACUGUGAGGACAUCGCUAUGAACUUUCUUGUGUCCCACAUUACAAGGAAACCCCCUGUCAAGGUGACCUCUCGCUGGACAUUCCGGUGCCCCGGUUGCCCACAACAACUCGCCCUGGAUGAGUCACACUUCAGCGAGCGGCACAAGUGCAUCAACUACUUUGUUGAGAUCUAUGGCUACAUGCCACUAUUAUAUACUCAGUAUAGGGCCGAUUCCAUAUUGUUUAAGACACGAAUUUCACAUGAUAAGCAAAAAUGCUUUAAGUUUAUUUAGCCUGUAUAAGUUUUUUUUAGCUUCACUGAGUACCUCAUUAUCUUCAUCAGCUUUUGUUAUCUUCUUUAUGUCAGUCGUGUGUUGAAUGUCGUUCGUCGUAAAUUGGCCUUGUGAACACUCUAGACACUGUAUGUAUUGCCCAAUCUUCAUACACUUGGUUAGGAUAUUUUUCCAAUGUUAUCUUGGCAGAGUUUAAAACUGGGUAAUGUAGUUAAAAAACUGGGUCAUAAUUAAAGAUAUAAGAACAUGUUUGUGAACACUCAAGAGUCCACAUUUGUUGGGUUGUCUUGAUGAAACUUUGUCAAAACAUUUCACCAAUUUAUAUAUAUCGGCUCAGUUUGAAACUUGGUCCCAUGUAUUGUAAACCUAGGUCAAAUUAUAGGUUGUGGACAGUCUAGAGUCCUCAUUUGUUGCGUAAUCUUAAUGAAACUUUGUCACAACAUUCCUCCCAUCAAUAUCUUGGCUCAGUUCAAAACUGGGUCACAUUAUAGGUUGCAGACACCCUAGAGGCAACAUUUAUUGCACAAUCGUUAGGAAACUUUGUCCAAGCAAAGAGUAAGAUAUGGCAUUGGUACAUAGAAAAACAAGGGCGCCAUGAAGCAAGCAUAUUUCAAUUGUGGCUUUCGUAAAACCUUUUAUUGUAUAAUUCUAGAAGUUACCAUUUUGACAUACUCAUAAAAGCUGCUCAGAACAUUAAAAAAUUGUGUUGUUUUAAAAUCUUUGCUGAGUAGGAAAAUGUUCAAAAACAUUGCGUUAAAGAAUUUGGGCAGUAUUCCUUUUGUGUGGUUCGUGAACAUUUUCUGUUUAAAUGCUUUGUGCCAUGUGUUUUCAGGUAAGAUAUUCUCUUGUAAUUGUAUAAAAGUUAGUAUUAAGGUAAUUUAUUCAGUGAAAUUUUAUAUGUUUAAAUGUCACUAUUAUAUACUCAGUAUACGGAAGGUGGGGAAGUUUCCAUUUCUUUUAUAAACAAAUGUAGAAUUAUUUGCAAAAAAUACUUCCAAGUUUUAAUGAGCAUGUUUAGUUGUUAUUAAUUUAACUUGAUUAAGUAUAGUUAUAAAUGUUUUGUACAAUUUCAUGGUAAAAUUGUUAUUAAUGUAUACUAAAUAUGGCUUUCAUAUUGUUUAAUGUAAAUAUUUGAUAAAUAGCAAAAAUGCUUCAAAUUUGUGAAGCUGUUUUCGUUUAAUGUAUUAAACAUGACGUUACAAAUUAUAUAUAUGUAAUUCUGUAGCCGUGUUUAAGUUGUAUUGUAUUAUGGUAUAGCAUAUUUGAAAUUAGUUUCAGUAAGGUGCUUUGUUUUUUUAUUGUGUCAUGUGUUAGUAUGAUAUUCAAAGCAUAAAUGUGCUUAUUAUCCCCUACCGGUUUCACCGGAGGAGACUUAUGGUUUGCGCUCUGCGUCUGUGAGUCUGUCUGUCUGUCUGUCUGUCACACUUUUCUGGAUCCUGCGAUAACUUAAAAGGUUCUUCAUAUAUUUUCAUGAAACUUGAAACAUGGAUAGAUGGCAAUAUGGACAUUAUGCAUGUCAUUUCAUUUUGUUCCUACGUCAAAAACUAUGGUUGCUAUGGCAACAAAUAAACUAGAAAUACUGCGGAAAAAGGUGGGUUUUUUUAUCCUGCGAUAACUUUAAAAGUUCUUCAUAUUUUUUCAUGAAACUUGAAACAUGGAUAGAUUGCAAUAUGGACAUUAUGCACGUCAUUUCAUUUUGUUCCUAUGUCAAAAAUUCUGGUUGCUGUGGCAACAAAUAUAUAACAAAAAUCUGACAAUGGUGGAAUUUCUGACAAUGGUGGAGCCGGUAAGGGACAUAUAUUGCAUGGCAAUUAAUUGUCUUUUUUUUUUGUAAAUAUAAGUUUUAAAUGUGAAUAUUCUGUUUUCUUCGGAAUUUUUUUUUAUACAUACUUAUUGUGUUGAUGUUAUGUCAAAAUUACCAUCUUAUGUGAUGCUUACCAAAACAUGAAACAAAAAAGUAUAACUUAAGGUAUUUUUUAUAACCUUAAUUUCUCCCAGCGAAAUGCUUAGUCAGUGUUACUUUAACCCUUUCUCUAUUAGAAGCAAAGUGAAAAUGGCUGUAUAUGCAAACAGUAUAAAACCAGAACAGCCUGUGAGUCACUCAUAGUCUGUUCAGGUUUGAUGCUGGUUGCUGCUCAUCAGUAUCUUAGAGUUGAAAAUGAAGCCUUUAUACUUUGAAUCUAGUUAGGAAGGUCUAUUAUUUGAUUUUCAAAGGGACUACAAGUGUGUCAACAUGCAUAUCUGAACGAUGAAGUGUUUACAGUGAUUAUUUCUUUAUGUCUAGAACUAUUCACUCAUUCACUGAGUAAUUUGAGUUUUUUGUUUUCAUGCAGUUUUUUAGGAAUUUUUACUUUUAUUGUAUUUAAUGUGAUGAUGUAAAUAUUCACUGUGAUUUUUCCCCUAAUUAUACAUUGUUGUAUUUUUUCACGUCGUGUUGCAUAUUUUCAACACAACAUUUUUUCAUUCAUUGGAUAUCAUGAUAUUAUUAUGUAUUUUAAAUCAGGUUUAUGUGUUGUCAUCCUUUAUUGUUCAGAAUUUUAAAUUCUAUUUUUUGAAACAAAGUAGUGUAUAUGUGAAAAAACACUUUAAAUGCUGUUCUUAAUUUCAAUUUAAUCCUUUUCAGUUGUUUGAGUUUAAGUCUUGAAUGCUUAUCACAUUAAGAAGUUUAUGUCUGAGACAUUACCUUUAUACUUAGGUAUAUUAAACUUGAAGCACAUUGUAUACAUGUGCCAUAUAAUUCUUAUUCAAUGUGUUAAUUAUCUUAAUCUUUUGUAUAACAUGUGUAGAAAUGUGUAGCAAAUAUGUUUUUCGUCAAAAAUAAACAUGCCAAAGAAA
Molecule: messenger RNA, 5870 nt
Organism: Dreissena polymorpha
Lineage: Eukaryota; Metazoa; Mollusca; Bivalvia; Myida; Dreissenidae
Product: exostosin-like 3
Exons: 11
Coding region: 192-3035 (947 amino acids)
Cellular component (GO): membrane
Molecular function (GO): glycosyltransferase activity
Source: RefSeq, a predicted model, not a curated record